Molecule: messenger RNA, 810 nt
Organism: Kickxella alabastrina
Lineage: Eukaryota; Fungi; Kickxellomycota; Kickxellomycetes; Kickxellales; Kickxellaceae
Exons: 2
Coding region: 1-810 (269 amino acids)
Source: RefSeq, a predicted model, not a curated record
AUGCGGAUGUUACCAGUUAUUAUUUUGUUUAUUUUCCUGGCGGUUGUUGUGCAGGCGACAUCUGACCCAACUGAGUACAAGCAAUCUACUGGCUCAAGCAGCUCUGGAAGUAAGAGAACUAGCGGGGUCAAUGGGUCAAGCAGCAAGGUAGCUAGCGGAUUAAGUAGUUCUAGCAGCUCCAACAUCAAAAUAACUAGUGACUCAAGCAAUUCUGGAAGUUCCGGCAGCUCUGGUAGCUCCAGCGGUUUAAUAAGCAACUCCAGUGCCUCUAACAGCAGCUACAGUAGUUUAGGUAGCUCCAGCAGCAAAGGCACUACCAGCAGCGGCAAGAUAAACACCGCCACAAUCACCAGCAUCAAAGGCAGAGGAGGAAUUACAGGCAAAGGCACAUUAUUAUUUGGCAAUAAGCCACCAAGCUACACCUUGCUCUACCCGGACCUCUCCGACACCAGCGUCAGCGCCAGACCCAUUGGCACUGGUGAUUCGUCGCGCACACACAUGCCACCGCCAUUAUACUCUGAAAAUUCCAAUUGCUUGUAUAACAGCAAGCUGCAAAACACCACUGUACUCAACAAUACCAAUAUUCCGGUUAUCGGCGACCAGGACAUAUUCAACACGGACAAGAACAUCACGUUUACAGACUUUAACAGCAGCACGAUUGUGAUUCAGCCAUGUGGCAAUUGGUCCAGCUCUGAUCUUCAGGUCAACGAUUCAGAUUGCGGCUUUAUUCUUCUGGAUGUUUGCAAUGGCGCUGUGAUUUGUGGCAACGCUACAACCGAAGUACGCAAUGGUAUUACAUUUUUCAGUUGA